Molecule: messenger RNA, 6735 nt
Organism: Microtus oregoni (creeping vole)
Lineage: Eukaryota; Metazoa; Chordata; Mammalia; Rodentia; Cricetidae
Product: otoferlin
Exons: 47
Coding region: 1-5943 (1980 amino acids)
Biological process (GO): plasma membrane organization; synaptic vesicle priming
Cellular component (GO): presynaptic active zone membrane; synaptic vesicle membrane
Molecular function (GO): calcium ion binding; AP-2 adaptor complex binding
Source: RefSeq, a predicted model, not a curated record
AUGGCCCUGAUCGUCCACCUCAAGACCGUCUCAGAGCUGCGAGGCAGAAGUGACCGGAUCGCCAAAGUGACUUUCCGAGGGCAGUCCUUCUACUCCCGGGUCCUGGAGAACUGUGAGGAUGUGGCCGACUUCGAUGAGACGUUCCGGUGGCCCGUGGCCAGCAGCAUCGACAAAAAUGAGAUGUUGGAGAUCCAGAUUUUCAACUACAGCAAAGUCUUCAGCAACAAACUUAUUGGGACCUUCCGCAUGGUGCUGCAGAAGGUGGUGGAGGAGAAUCGUGUGGAAGUGACGGACACCCUGAUGGAUGACAACAAUGCUAUCCUCAAGACCAGCCUAAGCAUGGAGGUCCGGUAUCAGGCCAUGGAUGGCACAAUGGGCUCCUGGGACGAGGGAGACUUCCUGGGAGACGAAGCUCUUCAGGAGGUGGAAAAGGACAGCCAGGAGACCGAUGGGCUGCUCCCUGGCUCCCGGCCCAGCACCAGAACACCCGGCGAGAAGAGCUUUCGAAGAGCGGGAAGGAGUGUGUUCUCCGCCAUGAAACUUGGCAAGACUCGGUCCCACAAAGAGGAGCCCCAAAGACAAGAUGAGCCAGCAGUGCUGGAGAUGGAAGACCUGGACCACCUAGCCAUUCGGCUGGGGGAUGGGCUGGAUCCUGACUCAGUGUCUCUGGCCUCCGUCACUGCUCUCACCAGCAACGUCUCCAACAAGCGGUCUAAACCAGACAUUAAGAUGGAGCCAAGUGCUGGGAGGCCCAUGGAUUACCAGGUCAGCAUCACGGUAAUCGAGGCUCGGCAGCUAGUGGGCUUGAACAUGGACCCAGUGGUGUGUGUGGAGGUGGGCGAUGAUAAGAAAUACACGUCUAUGAAGGAGUCCACAAACUGCCCCUACUACAAUGAGUAUUUCGUCUUCGACUUCCACGUCUCUCCUGAUGUCAUGUUUGACAAGAUCAUCAAGAUCUCGGUGAUCCAUUCUAAGAAUCUGCUUCGAAGCGGCACCCUGGUGGGCUCCUUCAAAAUGGAUGUGGGGACCGUAUACUCCCAGCCUGAACACCAGUUCCAUCACAAGUGGGCCAUCCUGUCGGACCCCGAUGACAUCUCUGCCGGGCUGAAGGGCUACGUAAAGUGCGAUGUCGCUGUGGUGGGCAAGGGAGACAACAUCAAGACACCUCACAAGGCCAACGAAACAGACGAGGAUGACAUCGAGGGGAACUUGCUGCUCCCGGAAGGUGUGCCCGCAGAACGUCAAUGGGCCCGGUUCUAUGUGAAAAUUUACCGGGCAGAGGGACUGCCCCGGAUGAACACCAGCCUCAUGGCCAACGUGAAGAAGGCUUUCAUUGGGGAGAACAAGGAUCUCGUUGACCCCUACGUGCAAGUCUUCUUUGCUGGCCAGAAGGGCAAAACUUCGGUGCAGAAGAGCAGCUACGAGCCGCUGUGGAAUGAGCAGGUCGUCUUUACAGACCUGUUUCCCCCACUCUGCAAACGCAUGAAGGUGCAGAUCCGAGACUCCGACAAGGUCAAUGACGUGGCCAUUGGCACCCAUUUUAUUGACCUGCGCAAGAUUUCCAACGAUGGAGACAAAGGCUUCCUGCCCACGCUUGGCCCAGCCUGGGUGAACAUGUACGGCUCCACGCGCAACUACACACUGCUGGACGAACACCAGGACCUGAACGAGGGCCUGGGGGAGGGUGUGUCCUUCCGUGCCCGCCUCAUGCUGGGACUGGCUGUGGAGAUCCUGGACACCUCCAACCCAGAGCUCACCAGCUCCACAGAAGUGCAGGUGGAACAGGCCACACCUGUCUCGGAGAGCUGCACAGGAAGAAUGGAAGAAUUUUUCCUAUUUGGAGCCUUCUUGGAAGCCUCAAUGAUUGACCGGAAAAACGGGGACAAGCCGAUUACCUUUGAAGUGACCAUAGGAAACUAUGGCAAUGAAGUCGAUGGCAUGUCGCGGCCCCAGCGGCCUCGGCCCCGGAAGGAGCCUGGGGAUGAAGAAGAAGUAGACUUGAUUCAGAACUCCAGUGAUGAUGAGGGGGAUGAAGGCGGAGACCUGGCCUCAGUGUCUUCCACCCCACCUAUGCGGCCCCAGAUCACAGACAGGAACUACUUUCACCUGCCCUACCUGGAGCGCAAGCCCUGCAUCUACAUCAAGAGUUGGUGGCCUGACCAGAGACGACGCCUCUACAAUGCAAACAUCAUGGACCACAUAGCUGAUAAGCUGGAAGAAGGUUUGAAUGACGUGCAGGAGAUGAUCAAAACGGAGAAGUCCUACCCAGAGCGCCGCCUCCGGGGUGUGCUGGAGGAACUGAGCUGUGGCUGCCAUCGCUUCCUCUCCCUCUCCGACAAGGACCAGGGCCACUCAUCCCGCACCAAGCUGGACCGGGAGCGCCUCAAGUCCUGUAUGAGGGAGCUGGAAAGCAUGGGACAGCAGGCCAAGAGCCUGAGGGCCCAAGUGAAGCGACAUACUGUACGGGACAAGCUGAGGCUAUGCCAGAACUUCCUACAGAAGCUACGCUUCCUGGCAGAUGAGCCCCAGCACAGCAUUCCAGAUGUGUUCAUCUGGAUGAUGAGCAACAACAAGCGCAUUGCCUAUGCCCGGGUGCCCUCCAAAGACCUCCUCUUCUCCAUUGUGGAGGAGGAACUGGGCAAGGACUGCGCCAAAGUCAAGACCCUCUUCCUCAAGCUGCCAGGGAAGAGGGGCUUUGGCUCAGCAGGUUGGACAGUACAGGCCAAGCUGGAGCUCUACCUGUGGCUGGGCCUCAGUAAGCAGCGAAAGGACUUCCUGUGUGGCCUGCCCUGUGGCUUCGAGGAGAUCAAAGCAGCCCAAGGCCUGGGUCUGCACUCCUUUCCGCCAAUCAGCCUGGUCUACACCAAGAAGCAAGUCUUCCAGCUCCGAGCCCACAUGUAUCAGGCCCGAAGCCUCUUUGCUGCCGACAGCAGUGGGCUCUCUGAUCCCUUUGCCCGCGUCUUCUUCAUCAACCAGAGCCAGUGCACGGAGGUUCUGAAUGAGACAUUGUGUCCCACUUGGGACCAGAUGCUGGUGUUUGACAACCUGGAGCUGUACGGUGAAGCUCAUGAGUUACGAGAUGAUCCCCCCAUCAUUGUCAUUGAAAUCUAUGACCAGGACACCAUGGGUAAAGCUGACUUCAUGGGCCGGACCUUCGCCAAGCCCCUGGUGAAGAUGGCAGAUGAGGCAUACUGCCCGCCUCGCUUUCCGCCCCAGCUUGAGUACUACCAGAUCUACCGAGGCAAUGCCACGGCCGGGGACCUCCUGGCUGCCUUUGAGCUGCUACAGAUUGGGCCAUCAGGGAAGGCUGACCUGCCGCCCAUCAAUGGCCCAGUGGACAUGGACAGAGGACCCAUCAUGCCUGUGCCCGUGGGAAUCCGGCCAGUGCUCAGCAAGUAUCGUGUGGAGGUGCUGUUCUGGGGCCUGAGGGACUUGAAAAGGGUGAACCUGGCCCAGGUGGACCGACCACGGGUGGACAUCGAGUGUGCAGGAAAGGGGGUACAAUCAUCCCUGAUCCACAAUUAUAAGAAGAACCCCAAUUUCAAUACCCUGGUCAAGUGGUUUGAAGUGGACCUCCCAGAGAAUGAGCUGCUGCACCCGCCCUUGAACAUCCGAGUGGUGGACUGCCGGGCCUUUGGACGAUACACCCUGGUGGGCUCCCACGCAGUCAGCUCACUGCGGCGCUUCAUCUACCGACCCCCAGACCGCUCAGCCCCCAAUUGGAACACCACAGGGGAGGUUGUAGUGAGCAUGGAACCAGAGGUGCCCGUCAAGAAGCUGGAGACCAUGGUGAAGUUGGAUGCGACUUCCGAUGCUGUGGUCAAGGUGGAUGUGGCUGAGGAGGAGAAGGAAAAGAAGAAGAAGAAAAAGAAAGGCGCGUCAGACGAAGCAGAAGAAGAGGAGCCUGAUGAGAGCAUGCUGGAUUGGUGGUCCAAGUAUUUUGCCUCCAUCGACACAAUGAAGGAGCAACUUCGACAACAUGAGUCCUCUGGAACUGACUUAGAAGAGAAGGAAGAAAUGGAUACCACUGAGGGGUCAGGCCCGAAGGGGCCAAUGAAGAGCAAAGAGAAGUCCAGGGCUUCAAAGGAGGAGAAAAAGAAGAAAAACCAGAGCCCUGGCUCUGUCCAGGGAUCGGAGGCUCCUGAGAAGAAAAAAGUCAAGAUUGAUGAGCUUAAGGUGUACCCCAAGGAGCUGGAGUCAGAGUUUGACAACUUUGAGGACUGGCUGCACACCUUCAACCUACUGCGGGGCAAGACAGGGGACGAUGAAGAUGGCUCCACGGAAGAGGAACGCAUCGUGGGUCGGUUCAAGGGUUCCCUGUGUGUGUACAAAGUGCCACUCCCAGAGGAUGUAGCUCGAGAAGCUGGCUACGACCCCACCUAUGGAAUGUUUCAAGGCAUCCCAAGCAAUGACCCCAUUAACGUGCUGGUUCGAGUCUAUGUGGUCCGGGCCACGGACCUGCACCCGGCUGACAUCAAUGGCAAAGCUGACCCCUACAUCGCCAUCAAGCUAGGCAAGACUGACAUCCGCGACAAGGAGAACUACAUCUCCAAGCAACUCAACCCCAUAUUUGGGAAGUCCUUUGACAUCGAGGCCUCCUUCCCAAUGGAGUCCAUGCUGACAGUGGCCGUGUACGACUGGGAUCUGGUGGGCACUGAUGACCUCAUUGGAGAAACCAAGAUCGACUUGGAAAACCGCUUCUACAGCAAGCACCGCGCCACCUGCGGCAUUGCGCAGACCUACUCCAUACAUGGCUACAAUAUCUGGAGGGACCCCAUGAAGCCCAGCCAGAUCUUAACUCGUCUCUGUAAAGAAGGCAAAGUGGACGGCCCCCACUUUGGUCCCCAUGGGAGAGUGAAGGUCGCCAAUCGUGUCUUCACGGGGCCUUCAGAAAUAGAGGAUGAGAAUGGUCAGAAGAAGCCCACAGAUGAGCACGUGGCUCUGUCUGCUCUGAGACACUGGGAGGACAUUCCCCGAGUGGGUUGCCGCCUUGUACCAGAACACGUGGAGACCAGGCCGCUGCUCAACCCUGACAAGCCCGGCAUUGAGCAGGGUCGCCUGGAGCUGUGGGUGGAUAUGUUCCCCAUGGACAUGCCAGCCCCUGGGACACCUCUAGACAUCUCCCCUAGGAAACCUAAGAAGUACGAGCUACGGGUCAUCGUGUGGAACACAGAUGAGGUGGUCCUAGAAGAUGACGAUUUCUUCACGGGAGAGAAGUCCAGUGACAUUUUUGUGCGGGGGUGGCUGAAGGGCCAGCAGGAGGACAAACAGGACACAGACGUCCACUACCACUCCCUCACUGGUGAGGGCAACUUCAACUGGCGUUACCUGUUCCCCUUUGACUACCUGGCGGCAGAAGAGAAGAUCGUCAUGUCUAAGAAAGAGUCUAUGUUCUCCUGGGAUGAGACGGAGUACAAGAUCCCUGCACGGCUCACCCUGCAGAUAUGGGAUGCUGACCACUUCUCUGCUGACGACUUCCUAGGGGCCAUCGAGCUGGACCUGAACCGGUUCCCAAGGGGUGCUAAGACAGCCAAGCAGUGUACCAUGGAGAUGGCCACAGGGGAGGUGGACGUGCCCCUGGUUUCCAUCUUUAAACAGAAGCGCGUCAAAGGCUGGUGGCCCCUCCUGGCCCGCAAUGAGAAUGAUGAGUUUGAGCUCACGGGCAAAGUGGAGGCGGAGUUACACUUACUGACAGCAGAGGAGGCGGAGAAGAAUCCAGUGGGCCUGGCCCGCAACGAACCUGACCCCCUAGAAAAACCCAAUCGGCCCGACACGAGCUUCAUCUGGUUCUUGAACCCUCUCAAGUCUGCCCGCUACUUCCUGUGGCACACCUACCGCUGGCUGCUCCUCAAGCUCCUGUUGUUCCUCCUCCUCCUGCUGCUGCUCGCCCUGUUUCUCUACUCUCUGCCUGGCUACCUAGCCAAGAAGAUCCUGGGGGCCUGAGCCCUGCAGCCUCCUGUGCCUGCCGGCCUGACACAGCCUUCGUCUGGUUCCUGAACCCGCUCAAGUCUAUAAAGUACCUCAUCUGCACCCGGUACAAGUGGUUGAUCAUCAAGAUCGUGCUGGCGUUGCUGGGGCUGCUCAUGCUUGGCCUUUUCCUCUACAGCCUCCCAGGCUACAUGGUCAAGAAGCUCCUAGGGGCCUGAAGUAUCCCCCGCCCUGCCCCGCCCUGCCCCGCCCCAGCAUCCUCCAGGGGCUGCUGCUUUGCCUUCCCUCACCUGGACUCUUUCCCAACUCUCUGAGGAGCCCUACCUCCGCUGCCAGCCUUGAGCAAGACACCUGCUUGCUGGGCUACCAUCCUCACCCCACACCCAAACUGCUGCUUGCCUGGUCUUGCCCCAGUCCUGCCUGGGGUCUGGAACACAGUUGUAAUCGGUGGCAUCCAAAGGCAGAUACCCCCAUGCCCCACAUUCUAUGAUAACGCUCUCCUUGGUCCAGCUCCCAGAGUGGCAGGGACCCAACCCUCCCUUGAACAUUACAGAUCUUUGGUUAAGGCGCCAGUGAAAUCAACCAAGGAACAUGGGGCAGUGCUGAAAGCUUCGAUAAGCAGGAACCAGUGGGAAGCACCAGAAAGGCCACCAGAAGCCACACAACAGAGUAGCCGGAACAAGGCCACAGGAGCCAGCUGCUUCUGCGCAUGCUCUCCUCUUGGUUCCUCCUCCUUCCCUCAACUCUGCACGGCAGCUUCGGUUUAACAUCACUUCCCUGGGCUUCCUCUGCCUAGGCCAGUGUGUG